Molecule: messenger RNA, 1738 nt
Organism: Nanorana parkeri
Lineage: Eukaryota; Metazoa; Chordata; Amphibia; Anura; Dicroglossidae
Gene: INPP5K
Product: inositol polyphosphate-5-phosphatase K
Exons: 15
Coding region: 98-1738 (546 amino acids)
Biological process (GO): negative regulation of insulin receptor signaling pathway; negative regulation of peptidyl-serine phosphorylation; phosphatidylinositol dephosphorylation
Cellular component (GO): ruffle; plasma membrane; endoplasmic reticulum
Molecular function (GO): phosphatidylinositol-3,4,5-trisphosphate 5-phosphatase activity; inositol bisphosphate phosphatase activity; phosphatidylinositol-4,5-bisphosphate 5-phosphatase activity
Source: RefSeq, a predicted model, not a curated record
CCCGCGGAAGGGAGUUUGGAGGUAGACCAAAACAAGCUGGGAUAAAGUUGUGAGAAUCGCUGGAGCUGCCGGGGGCGGAGCAGAGACUGGAUUGGAAAUGGAUCCUGACAAUCUGGACCUUGAUUCCUUGACCCUAGAUCCUGACAAGCUGAACUUACGCGCAGAAGCCCGUGUGCGCUCAGACAGCCUGAGCAGCACUGGCUCGUGUGGCAGGUUUGUGCUGCGUCAGAGAGUGGCACAGCUUAUGACCUGCAUGGAAGAUGUAAGCUCCGAUGAUGACAUACACGAAGAGCUCUCCCGAUCAAUCGACCAGGCUUUUCUAAUUUGUGGGAAAAAGAUGCCUUCAAGAAUGCAGGAUUUCAGGUUGCAUGUUGUUACUUGGAAUGUGGGCACAGCAUCGCCACCUAGAGAUCUCAGCUCCUUAUUGCUGCUUGAUUCGUCAGACUCCAAUAUCGAUAUGUAUGUCAUUGGGCUGCAGGAAGUGAAUUCAAAGAUAGUAAACUUCCUAUCAGAUUUGGCCUUUGAUGACCCAUGGAGUCUGUUUCUUAUGGACAUUUUGGCUCCUCUAGGCUAUAUAAAGCUUUCUUCUAUUCGGAUGCAGGGGUUGCUAUUACUGACCUUUUUAAAGCACAAGCACAUUCCCUUUGUACAGGACAUUCGUACCAAUUACAUCCGCACUGGACUGUAUGGCUACUGGGGUAACAAAGGAGGCGUGACCGAACGUAUGUCUGUGUACGGACAUAUGCUGUGCUUCAUGAACUGCCAUUUGCCUGCACAUAUGGAGAAUACUAACCAAAGGCUGGAUGAUUUUGAGAGGAUGCUGGAGGCCCAGCAGUUUGAUGGGGAAAGCGUUGGUGGUAUUUUAGAUCAUGAUGUGGUGUUUUGGUUUGGUGACCUGAACUUUCGAAUUUCCGACUUUGGUAUCCAUUUUAUUAGAGAAGUGGUAAAUGGUAACCGAUACAACUUGCUAUGGGAAAAGGAUCAGUUAAACAUUGCCAAGAAAAAAGAACAGUUUCUACAAGGUUUUAUCGAAGGUCCCUUAAAGUUUAAGCCUACAUACAAGUUUGAUCUGAACUCAGAUGUGUAUGAUACAAGAUGGAAGAAGUCACUGUUUGGAUUUAAUGGUAAAAAGAGAAAACCAGCCUGGACAGAUCGUAUUCUUUGGAAGAUCAAGGAAGUUUCAGAAAGUGAACAAGAAGAAUCUGCUGGCUCUGAAUUUGAGCAUAUCCUUAAAGUUCAUUUAGAAAAAUAUACAAGCCACAUGAGAUACGGAGUCAGUGACCACAAACCAGUAUCCGGAACCUUCACUUUGCAGCUAAGGCCUCUUAUCCUGGAACCUCCAGUGACUCUGAGAGCAGAGGGAGAAUGGAAUGCUGACCACGACUCUCUCAUCAGCUAUUCUGUGAGCAAGGAUUUUCCCAGCAGCACCUGGGACUGGAUUGGUCUCUACAGGGUUGGAUUUAGACAUACAAAUGAUUAUGUUACUUAUGCCUGGGUGAAAGAUGAUGAGAUUUCCUUUAGUAAAGACUCUAAUCAGGUUUACAUUAGUGCUGACGAGAUUCCUCUUGAUGGGGGUGAAUUUCUAUUGUGUUACUUCUGUCACAAUUUGCAGUGUUUGGCUGGUAUUAGUGAUCCCUUCCAGAUCCAGGCUGGUCGAACUUUUCCAGGAAAGGAGGGGUCGCCGCCAACCACUGAUGAUUCUUCCAAGUCUGACAUGUUUGUGGGUACUGGGUUCUAG